Messenger RNA from Selaginella moellendorffii, 1311 nucleotides. RefSeq names its product omega-hydroxypalmitate O-feruloyl transferase. The transcript is spliced from 2 exons. Gene Ontology annotation, molecular function: acyltransferase activity, transferring groups other than amino-acyl groups. The coding region runs from base 1 to 1311 and encodes 436 amino acids. The record is from RefSeq and is a predicted model, not a curated record. Lineage: Eukaryota; Viridiplantae; Streptophyta; Lycopodiopsida; Selaginellales; Selaginellaceae.
AUGGCUCCAGGCAUGGUGAAAGUUUGCAGUGUUUCAUGUGUUGUUGCAAGGAAUCCAGGCCCUAACCGCAUAAUGUAUCUGUGUGAUGCGGAUCAAAAGCUGGGAUUCUAUGUGAGAAGUAUCUUCUUCUAUGGGCCAGAAACUAAGACUUUGGAUGUGGAUCGUCUCAAAUCAUCUGUGGCUGAGGUAUUGGGUUCAUAUGAUUUCUGGGCUGGAAGGCUGCACUUCAAUGAAAAUGGGCGUAUGGAGAUCAGCUGUAGAAACCAGGGAGCUUUUUUCACGCUUGCAACGUGUGAUCUUAGCUUGGACCAAGUGACGGCUGAUGACUUUGAUGACUUCUUCUUUAUUGAAGAUUGCAAGAUUAAAACCUUGGAAGAUCUUCCACUAUUGAGUAUCCAGGUAACUCGUUUGCUUGACGGUGGCUGCGCAAUGUCAAUAUUGUUCCACCACGCUUUGGUUGAUGCAACCUCUGGUAUCAAUUUCCUGCUCAACUUUGCAUCCAUCAACCGGGGAGACGGUCUCUAUAUGAUACCAAAUGGCGACCGGACUCAACUUAAAUACCGGGAUCCACCGCGUGUGAGCUUCGAGCACAAAGAGCUUGCUAAACAGAUACCUCUCAAUGGUGGCCACAGUAUCUACACUCUCACCGAGGAGUCUGUGAUUAGCUCCGAAUCGAAGAGGAAAACGGCUCCAAAAAUUGAGAGGAAGACCUUUCUCUUCACGUUUGACAAGCUCCGCAAGCUCAAGCAAGCUGUUCUGGACGAAGGAAUCUUGAGCGAGUGCUCCACUUUCGAGGCUCUGGCAGCUCUGAUUUGGCGAUCCCAUGCUCGAUCGAUCCCAGGGAAAUCCAGCAGCGAUGUUCUUCACGUUGGAUUCGCAGUUGACACGAGGAACAUUCUGGAUCCUCCAUUGGGUGAGAACUUCUGCGGGAAUUCGAUAUAUCUAGCGCAUGCCGAGCUCUCACUCGCGGAUCUAAGUGAGCUCCCACUCUCCUCCAUCGUUGCUCAAAUCCAGGAGGCGAAAAAGCGAUUGACAAAUGAGUACGUUCGUUCUGCACGAGAUUUUCUCCAUCUCAAUCCCAACUUCUGGUACCAGCCAUGUGAGACGACGAUCAACGCUUGGCCGAGGCUGAUGCGAAAGUCCCUGGAGCUUGACUUUGGUGGGGGAAAGCCGUUACGAGUGGAGUUCCCAAUGGAUCCACGAAACUUUCAUAUCACGUUCCUCCCGCUUAGUUCCGAUGGGAUUUUUGUCUCAGUUCCUGUGAAUCCCAUUGCAAUUGCCACCUUUGAAGAGCUUAUAACACAAUUCUAA